Molecule: messenger RNA, 735 nt
Organism: Raphanus sativus (radish)
Lineage: Eukaryota; Viridiplantae; Streptophyta; Magnoliopsida; Brassicales; Brassicaceae
Product: glycine-rich protein 3
Exons: 2
Coding region: 73-507 (144 amino acids)
Source: RefSeq, a predicted model, not a curated record
AAUAGAUGGCAUACAUGGUAACAUUUCAUUCAUCACUUCUCCAUACAACAAAAUAUUAUAAACAAGUUGAAAAUGGCUUCCAAGGCAUUAGUUUUGUUGGGUCUCUUUGCAAUUCUUUUCGUCAUCUCAGAAGUUGCCGCGACAUCCGAAGAGCGGUCAUUGAAGUCAGAGAGUAAGGAUACUUUACAACCUGACCAUGACCAAUAUGGUGGUGGUGGCCGCGGUGGCAAUGGAGGUUACAACGGAGGGGGAGGUUAUAACGGAGGAGGAGGAUACAAUGGAGGCGGAGGAUACAACGGAGGAGGACACAAUGGAGGAGGAGGAUACAACGGAGGAGGACACAAUGGAGGAGGAGGAUACAACGGAGGAGGCCGAGGAGGAGGAUACAACGGAGGAGGCCGAGGAGGAGGUUACUGCCGCCAUGGCUGCUGCUACAGAGGUUACCGUGGCUGCUCAAGGUGUUGCUCAUAUGCCGGAGAAGCUGUUCAGACACAGCCCGGCCACUAAAAGUCGGUAAUGUAUUAACCACCACCAUAUAUGCAGUUAUGUGUCUUUAUGAGUACGAAAACCAUCGUGGUGUGUUUGUAAUGAAUAAUGAUGUAAGUGACUUUUAGAGAAGGCCAGGAUUGAUUAAGAGGCCAAAUUAUGAGAAUAAAGUUUGAUUAUGUAAUGUCAUUGCGUUUGAGUUGUUAUCUUUCGUGGCUGUCAUAAUAAAAUCGUUUGUAGUUUAUGAUA